Molecule: messenger RNA, 2334 nt
Organism: Adineta steineri
Lineage: Eukaryota; Metazoa; Rotifera; Eurotatoria; Adinetida; Adinetidae
Source: the annotation of a GenBank genome assembly
AUGGAAAGCAUUGAACAAAAUUCUUAUAGUUAUUAUGAUCUACAUGAAAAGAUUGCACUUGUUUCUUUAUUAAAAACUGAAAUGAAAAAACAUUCGAUAUCGAAGAAAUUUUCUGGCAAUAUUGGUUGUGCACAUAAUGAUGUACAAUUGGAAAAGAAACAAAUUAAUAUGAAUAAUAAUAAUAAUAAUAACCUAUCGAUACAACCCAUUGAUGAAUCGAAUACAUUACUUCAUUUUUAUAUAUUUAAUGCAAGUCGUGAACGUAAUAUUCAUUUAAGUAUGAAUUCAAAUGAUAAACGGUUAUUAAUUUUUUAUAAUAUUUCCCAUGGGUUAUAUAAGAAUGGGGUUCGUAAUGUAUUCUUGGUAAGUCUUUAUCAUUUAAAUACUCGUGCACCAAAAACCAGCGAUCGACAAACAUUAGUUCUUGAUGAAGAAAAACGUUUAUUUAUUCGUUUAUUCAAACAAGAUGAUACUUAUAGACAAACAAUGCGUCCAUUUCGUAUAUUAAGUGGUUCAUUACAUUAUUUUCGGAUAUUUUCGGAUUCAUGGUCAGAAAGAAUUGAAAAUAUGAAAGCGGCUGGUUUAAAUACCGUUGAAACAUUUAUUCCAUGGAAUGUACAUGAACGUGAAGUUGGAAAAUAUGAUUUUGAUGAUUUAAUUAAAUUCUUAAAAUUAGUUCACAAACAUGAAAUGUUUACAAUUAUUCGACCGUCAGCUUAUAUUGCUGCUGAAUGGGAAUUUGGUGGUUUACCAAGUUGGCUAUUGUAUGAUGGUGAAAUGGUUGUUCGUAGUUCAUAUGGUGGAUUUAUGGAACCACUUGAAAAAUAUUAUGCUGCCUUAUUACCAAUUCUUGCAAAAUAUCAAUACAAUCGUCGUAAUGGUGGUUCUAUCAUUGCAUUUCAAAUUGAACAAGAAUAUGGAAGUUAUGGUGCAGAUAAAGCCUAUCUAGAAUCACUUCGUUCAAUGUACGUUAAACAUGGUUUAGAUGAAAUACAUUUUACAGCUGAUGCACCUAGUGUUCUUGCACAAGGUACAUUAGAUGAUGUAUGGGCAACAGUUAAUUUUCAACGAGAAGUAACACAACGCGUUGAAAAAUUACUUGCAUUUCGUGCAGAUAAACAUAUUAUGGUAACUGAAUAUUGGACAGGUGGAUUUGAUCAAUGGGGUAAAAAACAUCGAACAGGUGAAAAAGGUACCUAUAGUUCAGAUGAAUUAGAAUCUGAUGUCGAAGAAAUGUUGUUAACAUCUCAAUAUGAAAUAUCAGUUAAUUUCUAUAUGUUUUGUGGUGGUACAAAUUAUGGUUUUACAUCUGGAGCAAAUCAUUUUCAGUUUAAACAUUUUACACCAACAGUUACAUCAUAUGAUUAUGAUGCACCCAUAAGUGAAUCAGGUGAUUUAAACAAAAAAUAUUAUGCAAUACGUAAUGUUAUUGGUAAAUUUUAUGAACAAAAUCCAUCAUUAAUUAUUUAUAAUCAUGAACGUACAGCACUUGAUACAUUUGAAUUAAAAGAUAUGAAAGAAAAAAAGAAAGGAUCAUAUGGAAAAAUAAGAAUAACAGAUUUUCGAAAUUUUGAUCAAGUUAUUGCUGAUAAAAGUCUAGGAACAAAAUAUGAAUCAACUGAAGGCCCAUUAUGUAUGGAAGAUUUGAAAAAAUCUGGAAUAACACAGGGUUAUAUUGUAUAUGUCAACGAUGAGAUUGAAUCAAAAAGUCAAACAAAUGAAAAACAUACUUUAUCAGUACCAGAAAUUGCAGAUAGUGCUAUAGUUUUAUCUAAUGGUGAACGAGUUUUUCGAUCAAAUCAUACUACAUAUAAGAUUGAAACGGAAAUUCCAGCGGAUACAAAAACUUUAACAAUUUUAGUUGAAAAUCUGGGACGAAUCUAUUAUGGUGUAGGUUUAGAUUAUAGUCGUAAGGGUAUUUUAAAUAAUGUCAUGCUAGAUAAUACUAUAGAAUUAAAGAAAUGGUCUAUGAUUUUAUUAGACUUUUCUAAAGGUACAUCUGGUGUGAAAGAAUGGAAUACAUUUGUCAGUAGUGAAGACAGUACAACUAGUCGUCUUUCUCAUGGUCCGAAAUUAUUUCGUGCAACAUUUACAAUUGAAGCUGGACAAUCAAUAGAAGAUACAUUUCUAUCAUUAGGAUCAAGUUGGGGUAAAGGAGUAGCAUUUAUAAAUGGUUUCAAUAUAGGAAGAUAUUGGAAUAUUGGUCCACAACAAACAUUAUUUGUUCCAAAACAAUUACUUAAGAAAGGAUUGAACUAUAUUUGUCUAUUUGAAUUAAAUCAAUAUGGACAGGAAAUCGAACUUAUUGAUAAACCACUUGUUGAUGAGGAAUAA